This is a messenger RNA of Phlebotomus papatasi, 2940 nucleotides long. It is a transcript of the gene Ars2, whose product is annotated as serrate RNA effector molecule homolog. Gene Ontology annotation, biological process: primary miRNA processing; mRNA processing. The transcript is spliced from 6 exons. NCBI's taxonomy places the organism in Eukaryota, Metazoa, Arthropoda, Insecta, Diptera, Psychodidae. Gene Ontology annotation, cellular component: nuclear body. Gene Ontology annotation, molecular function: nucleic acid binding. Bases 151 to 2808 code for a protein of 885 amino acids. The record is from RefSeq and is a predicted model, not a curated record.
UCCCUUUCAACAGUCAGAGCUUGACAAUCCAAGAAGCUUCUGGAAAGUUUGUGUGGCAUUUUAAUUUGUUUUUCCCGUGAAAUUCAUCAAAAUUUGGUGAAAAAACAUUCUAAUUCACUGGAAAAAUUUUCCUGGACGUAGCCCUCGCAAAUGGCUGAUUCUGACGACGAGUACGACCGCAAGAGACGCGACAAGUUUAGAGGGGAGCGUAGUUCAGGCGAUAGCUAUCGCUCGGACAGAGAUCGAAGAGAUGACCAUCGAGGUAGGGAUGACUGGAUGGAUCGUGUGAGGUCGAAACCCGAUUAUCGGGAGUUCCGCAAUGGCCGGGACAGAAUGUACUCACCUCCGAGGGAUAUGCCUCCAAUGAAGAGGAUGCGCAUGGGACCGCAUGAUGGGUAUGGACCGUACGGCGGAGGAGGUUGGGGGGGACAUCAUGAUUCCGGACUCGGAUGGCUAUCCCACGGUGGUGGACAUCCAUAUGGCUCAGCUCCGAUGCCGAUGCACUCAAGGGAAUCUGCUCCGAAUCCUGAUAUGCAAACUCAACCCUGCAUGAUGACACUGAAGCAGUUCCUGGCCACGCAGGAUGAUUCCAUCUCCGAUUCAGAUGCCAUCACCAAGUACAAUGAGUACAAAUUGGACUUCAAGAGGCAACAACUCAAUGAAUUCUUCGUGGCUCACAAAGAUGAAGAAUGGUUUAAGAUGAAAUAUCAUCCGGAGGAUUUGCUGAAGAGACAAGAGGAGCAUGUUGGUUUUCUUAGGAAACGCAUUGAUGUGUUCAUGGAGUUGAUGGAGAAGAAAAUGGUUGCUGAUGUAUCCAUUGAUAUCUCUUGUACGGAUAAGCUGCUGAAGCUUCUAGAUACGGUAGUUAUAAAGCUAGAAGGUGGCACUGAGGCGGAUUUGCAGGUGUUGGAAGUCCAGACAAUGCCUGCUCCGGUUAAAUUGCCAACACAGGAGCCACCACCAAAAGUAGCUCCUAAGCCCAUCGCUGUAAAGAUGUGUCAACCAGAUGACGGUGACGUUUGGGAGGAGGAUGUGAAGAAAGAGGAAAAAGUGGUUGAAAAGGAGGAGAAAGAAGAGAAGGAGGAGGAAGAGAAGGAAGAGGAAGAUAAGGAGGAAGAAAAGGUGGAAGAGAAGGAAGAAGAGGAGAAGGAUGAGGAAGAGAAGGAAGAAGAAGAGGAGAAUGAGGUGAAAAAGAAGGGAGAUGAUUCAGGAUCAGAUUCGGAUGAGUCAUCAUCGAGUGCAAGUGAUUCGGAGGAUAAUGAUGAUCCACCGAAACCACCGCCUGGACCGAGUGUCGAGGAGAAGGCUAAAGAAGUGGAGUUGAUGUUUUUGGAGGAAGAGAAGAAGGAAGAAGAGGCAGCACAGGCUAACAAGGAGUUGGAGGAGACAAAGAAGAAAGAAGAGGAGGAAGAGAAGACCAAUGGAACGAAAAAAGAAGAUCUGGUGACGAUUGAUUUGGUGAGGGAGAAGAGUACUGUGAGAGAGUUGCACAAAACGAGUUCGAUAUUCCUGCGAAAUCUAACGCCGACAAUUACGAAGGCAGAGGUUGAAGCCAUGUGCAAGAAGUACGAUGGCUUCCUUCGGGUUGCCAUUGCGGAUCCGCUGGCUGAACGUCGUUGGUUUCGUCGGGGUUGGGUGACGUUCAAGCGAGAUGUCAACAUCAAGGAGAUCUGUUGGAACUUGAACAACAUCCGUCUUAGGGAUUGCGAAUUGGGAGCCAUUGUGAAUCGAGAUUUGAGCCGGAGGGUGAGACCGGUCAACGGAGUUGCUCUGCAUCGUACAGUAGUACGCAAUGAUAUCAAACUCUGUGCGAGGAUUAUUCACAAUCUCGAUGAGAAGCAUGGUUUGUGGAGAGAAGAAAUGGCAGGAGCGAUGGAGACACAAGGAGGAGAAACUUUUGGAUUGCUAUCGAGGAAUCCCGUUCUGCAGAAUAUCACAGAUUAUCUGAUUGACGAAGCGUCGGCAGAAGAAGACGAACUUCUUGGGUUGACGGAUGAGAAGAAAGAUGUACUGGAGAGUGAAGUAUUUGAUAGUGAUCCGAGCCUCCUACCCGUUCUCGAUAAGCUGAUCCUCUACCUGAGAAUUGUGCAUUCAGUUGACUUCUACAACCACUGCGAGUAUCCCUAUGAGGAUGAAAUGCCCAAUAGAUGUGGUAUCAUUCAUGCUAGGAGUCCAGCUCCAAGUAGCCGCGUCACUACUCCCGAUAUUCAAGAUUACAUCAAGAACUUUGAAUCGAAACUCCAGGCAUUCCUCACGCAAAGUGUCACUAUUGAAGGUGAAGAACUUGAAAAACUUGGUUCGAAACAGUCCGAUGCAGAGGUUGAAAAGUUCAUUUUGGCCAAUACCCAAGAACUGGCCAAGGACAAAUGGCUAUGUCCGUUGUCUGGGAAGAAGUUCAAAGGACCAGAAUUCAUUCGAAAACACAUUUUGAAUAAGCAUUCGGAAAAGAUUGAAGAGGUGAAGAAGGAAGUUGAGUACUUCAAUAACUAUCUUAAAGAUCCGAAGCGUCCUCAGUUGCCGGAACAUCCGGGAAGUGCAAAGAAGGCACCGGUUGGAGAGGGAACUCCACCAGGUGUUCAUCCAGCAGCAAUGGGAGGAGGAUUUAGGGGAGCUCCAUUUGGGGGUGGACCGUAUGGAUCACCGUACAGUCCGUAUCCCAUGAUGCCGCCACAGAGGCAUCGGGGAGGUGGAGGAGGAUAUCCAAGAAGGAGAAACAUGUCUAAUUUCAGGGGAGGCGGCCCCGACUAUAGACCCAUCAUCCACUACCGUGACCUCGAUGCCCCAAGGGAACCUGAUGAGUUCCUGUAGACAGACACAGAGAUUGAGAACUCUUAGAGGGUAAGGAAUUUUAACCAUCUCUUUCAGCUUCAUUUAUCCAUCAAUGACUUAAGUGGAUAUUAUACUGUAAUUUGUCACAAUAAAGGGAUAAAACAAGGACAA